This is a messenger RNA of Rotaria sp. Silwood2, 1830 nucleotides long. The record is from the annotation of a GenBank genome assembly. NCBI's taxonomy places the organism in Eukaryota, Metazoa, Rotifera, Eurotatoria, Philodinida, Philodinidae.
AUGUCAAACAAGGACCCAAGGUCCGGUCGUUACCAUAACUCUGAAGAUGUAAUUAAGGCUGACAAACGUGAUGUUGAAUUAACAUUUCUGAAGAAAGUUAAUAUGAAUCAUCAAAGAUUAAACUCGCCAAGUGGUAGUGAUCAAGGUGGUAAACGGGGUCGUACAUCAAGUGAUGAUGAUUAUGAACGUCAUGUUACUAUAAAUGGUACCCCAAAACGAUCGAGAUCAAUUCAAAGAAAUACACGUACAUUUACCAAUUCUUCACUUAGUGCGACAACUACAUGUAACAAUGAUUCAAAUUCAAAUUCAAGAAUGGACAAUGAAAAUAUCCAAUCUAACAAUAAUAAUAAUGGAAAGAAUGUUAAUGUGAAUAAUGAUUCAUCCAUUUUUAAUUUUUCACGAAAUGCUAUUGAUUAUGCAAUUAAUCAACACCUCCCCCCAAUUAAAAUUAUAUGUGAACCUAAAAUAGGUAAUCAAAAGGAAGGUGGUAUUAUUAUUAAAGGAUUAAUUAAAUCAAUUGAAAAAGAUUUUAAAGGUAUUAAUCCUAGACAUAAUGAUCUAAUUGGAUUUGAUAGUUGGUAUAUUAAUUUUAAUGGUGAUAUUUGCUGUAUUACAAAUGAUAUUGAUUUAUUUGUUUAUCUUUGUGACGAUAAAAAUGUUCCAAAUAAGGUUGAGAAUACAAUUAUUUAUAUUAUUAAACCGAGGAAUUUACCUCCUCAGAGGUCAGUGAUAAUUAAAAAUGUUCCUAACUCAUCAUGUUUGGAGGAUAUGAAAGUGGAAGUUAUGAAUAAAUUUAAAUCAAUUUAUUAUUUUGAUGAAGUAUUAGGAACUAAUAAUGGAAGAACAAGAUUUAUAAGAAUUGACUUAUUGAACCAUUUAGAAUACAAACAGAUUAUGAACGCUGGUAUUAUUUGUAUUGAUGGACAAUGUUUUCACGUACAUGAAUUUCUUGCUGCGCCUCGGGUUAUGUUCUGUUCUAUGUGUAAUUUACCAGGACAUAUAAAAAGGCAUUGUAAAUUUAUUUAUGAAAGAUGUAAACGUUGUGGUGGUAAUCGGAAGGAAGGAGAACACAAAGAAUGUAAAAUUACCUGUCAUAAUUGUCAGGGUGAACAUGUUGCUACAGAUUUUAGAUGCCCUACAGUUCAUUCGUAUCGUAAUGAUCUUAUUCAAUAUCUUCGUCAACAUCCGGAAGCAUUACCAAAUGAUACUCAAAUCUUCAUCCCUUCAAGUUUCCGUCAGGAAGGUGGGAAAGUAUUAGGUAAACGUAUGAUAGAAAAAAAUCAAGUUUUAUAUCAUUACAAACCAACAAAAAGUAAUUCCAAUCCCGCUUGGCCAUCGAUAUCACCAAAAGCAGCUGUUUAUGAACCUAAUAUUAAUUUGAAUUAUCCGAAUGUAAAUAUAAAAGAACAUUUGAAUAUUAAAGAUUAUUUAAAUCGCAUUGAAACACAAUGUAAUGAAGCAAAACAAGAUUAUGAUAGGAAAUUUAAUGAUACCACAACAAAAAUUAAUACGUGUUUAAAUCAGGUUCAAUCUAUAUUGAACUGCUUCUCGUCAACAAUCCAGCGUCAGAAUGAAAUGAUUUAUGUAUUAAAAACUUCACUAAAUGAAUGUCUUGAAAUCAUUAAAAUUACUAAUCAAGGAUUAUGUCUACUAAUGGAAAAAACUGGUGAGCAGCAAUAUGGAGAUAUGAUUAAACAAAUAACUGCUCUACCAUUGGAUGAAAGACAAGCAUCAAUUAAUAAAUUUUUCUCGGCUUAUUCACCAUUAAUUGAUGAAAUUACGAUGAAGAUUAUGGUUGCUACGGAAAAUCUGCACAUCCAUAAUGGAUAA